AUGCGGUCUCUCACCUCGGCCAACACGCCGCCUGGCUGCAACAAUCUUUCGACGCCCUCUGAAGACCUCCAGCAGGGCCACCAGAGGAAGCCCGACUCGUCCCGGUUCAACAAGAACAUCAGGCCAUCGUCGCUUUCGCCCGCCACUCAUCGCAACCCCGCUACAACACCAACUCCUUCGCCUUUAGCAGGGAGAGCGGCAUCGUCAUUAUCGACCCGUACGAGUAAUAAUAAAGCAGGCUCGCCGUUACGUCCAGAUUCGCCCGCCGCGAAUCGCAAACCCACGGUCGCCCAACUGCGAGCCCGAACCACAAAUAAUAAUCCCGCUAGCACGCCCACCAAGGCGAGGACCACGAGGACUCAGAACACCAGCGCCAACACCAACACCGGCACCGGCACCGGCACCGUUCAGAAAAAGACAGUCGCUGUAACCGCUACCGCUACAGCUACAGCUGCCGCUGCCGCUGCCGCUGCCACUGGCCCACCAACCUCAUCCGCUCCUGCAACGGGGCCCCGACGCAUCACAGCUACCACCACCACAAUUGGCUCCGGUGCAACCAAAACAUCCUCCUCCUCCUCCACUGCUGCUGCAACCACCACUUCCAACACCACUUCCAACACCGCCAACCCAGAAACAACAUCCUCCAACCCACCGCCAUCUCCCACUACGGCUGCGAAUACCACCACGACAACUACCCGCUCUUCAUCCUCGCGGCGACUGCAGCCCGCCCUGUCCCCCGACUUGCGCACCCCUCUCCGCAAUCGAGACCAAAAUGUCCUGAACCCCUCUCGCCCUGCACCCGCCGCGCGAGCGAAGCCAUCGCCAACACCGUCACCCACCUCAUCCACACCCGCUUCCUCUUCCGCCUCCGCCUCCGCAUCCUCCACGCCCACGAUGCCCCCCUACGAUAAAGGGGGCAGCACAACCUCCCGCCAGCCGGGAAUGCCCUCCCUCACCGCAAAGGGAAUCAGUCGAGCUCCUCUGACUCCGAAAGUCGCUGCGAAACCGUCCCCCGCCGUCACCCCCUCGGGCCGCCGCCCAAAUAACAACACCCACAACCCGACACUACACGCAAAUGCUGGAGGAGCAAGGGACGAUGUCACGAGUGCGGCACCUAUGCUCGGCAGCAAAAAUAACAUCACGCCACGCUCAGGAAGUCGCCAGAGCCGUGUCGACAGCAACAACAGCACCCCCAACGGCACACCGAACCCUGACCGAAAUUCCGAUUGGGAUCACCAGCCCACUUUCCAGACCGAGCCCGUCAGGCGCCAAGUCGUCACUUUCAGCCCAGCGCCCUCCACCAUCAACGGCCGCCACGAUGCUGCCGACUCAAAGUUCUUCUAUGCCUCCGACGCAAAGAGCUCGGCGCCUGCGCCUGCGCCGCAGCCAAAACCCAAAACAAAACCACCGGCCCUCGCCGCCCCGCAGCGAGGUUCGACCUUCAUGUACGCCAAUGGCAGUGCCGUAGAAAGGAAUCGUCCCACGUCGCCCGGCUUGGGCUUCACUCCGAUGCUGGCGCCGUCCCUUACUCCGUCGACGACACCAUCGCAAUCCCCGCAGCUUGGGUCGACUGCAGAGCCGCCGCAGAGCAAGUUCUUCUAUGCGAAUGGAGCUCCGAACCUGGCGCCUGGCUUCCGGCCAUCCUCCGCGGCUUCGGGCGUCGGGUCAAUCGCUGGGGAAACGAGAAAGCCAGCUAGACUCUCGGCCGGAUCUGCGAGUGCUCUCUCCAUGGCACAACGACCCAUGUCUCCCAAUAGGCCCGCGCAACCUCCGACGUCUGCCCCGUUGGUCAAGAGCAACAGCCAACCUAACCCCCGAGCCCAGAUGACCAGCCCGCCACCACUGGCCCCAUCAAUACACAAGCGCAAGGUCAGCGUCGAUGCCGUCUCCCAGGUAGCCAGCCAUGUGGGCAGCAGGCCACCCAGUCAAAUGGGCUCGGAUGCUGCAUCCACAGACGCUAUGAUCAUGUCAAGAUUUAUGGCCUCUCAAUCGCCGACGCCCUCCGAGAUGCCAUCCCCGACGAUGUCCAGUUUCUUCCCCAAUCAGCCGAUCACGAUAGCUUCGAUAUUGCAGGCCGCGGACGAGUUGAGUGAGUCCGAGUCGGAGGAGGAGGACGAGUCCAAGGAUCUGGAGGAACUUCACAGCCCGACCAAGUCGACUCACGGCGACCCCUUGAACGACAUGGUUGUGAACGCCAGACGGGAGCGUAAGGUGCAGGAUCUGGAGAUUACGAACGCCUCCCUGGAGGCCAUCAACAGAUCUCUCGAGAGGCAACUCAAGAAACAGUCGGCGGAACUGAGGCGGUACAAGAGGCUAUCGAGGUCUGGUCGCCUGUCAGUUCCCGAGGCACCGCCCAGUCGGGUACCGUCCGAGUCAGCUACUGGUGGCCUAGGAAUUGAGAACCUGGAUCUUUCUGAUCUCAGCGAGGAAGACGAGGCAGAAGGUGGCUUAGAAAAUCUGGACGAUUCCAUGUUUGAGUCUUCCGAGCUUUCGGAGACGGAUUCCGCGGAAAGCCCUGAUGCUGACCCUGACCGCGACGCCCGCCGGAGGGAGCGAGACGAAAAGCGACUUCAGCUGGAUCUCACCAAGCACAGGGAGUUGCUGGUCGACAGUCAGAAAAUCAACCAGAGCAUCAAGAGAUGCCUGAACUGGAGCGAGGAACUCAUCAAGGAGGGUAAGAAGGCCCUUGAAUACAGUAUCCGACCCAUGGACGUCGAGUUGCCUCCUCGGGUGCUCCAGCCGCUUUACCUACGAGAAGACAACGAGGAGGAAGGGCGCAAGGACGACGCAUCAUCAGCACCGAGCAGCCCCUUGGACUCCCCGAAGAGUCUCACGCCGCCGUUAUGGAGCAAAGAGCCGCAAGACCGCGAUAGUGGAAUCGAGUUACGCGGGGACAGCGCCGACGGCGGAUAA
Colletotrichum karsti is the source of this 2913-nucleotide messenger RNA. RefSeq lists its product as uncharacterized. The transcript has a single exon. The coding region runs from base 1 to 2913 and encodes 970 amino acids. Lineage: Eukaryota; Fungi; Ascomycota; Sordariomycetes; Glomerellales; Glomerellaceae. The record is from RefSeq and is a predicted model, not a curated record.